Messenger RNA from Punica granatum (pomegranate), 2708 nucleotides. The record is from RefSeq and is a predicted model, not a curated record. Lineage: Eukaryota; Viridiplantae; Streptophyta; Magnoliopsida; Myrtales; Lythraceae.
GGGUUCAUUGGGUUAUCAGAUGGAUUUACAUUCCAAAAAAAAAAAAAAGCCUCGUAUACAUUUUAAGGCUGGCUCCCGACUCCCGAGGGAAGAUUAAUCCUUACGUAUAAUGAAAUAAAUAUUGUGUAGACUGUAGCCAUUGAUGGCAAGGAAUAAUCUUUCCCUCCAUCUCAUCUCCCUUCAAAUUCAAUUGGCUGAAUAUUAAUUCCUCCUCCGCUGCAUUCGCCAACCGCCCCAAAAACCUAUGAAAUUGAGAGCGGCGGUGGCUCUGCUGGAGCGGGAGCAGCUCCGCCCCAUCCUCUUCUUCUGUAGAAGCCUCGGUCUCCUCCGCUCACCCCCUGUAUCUCCUCCGCCGGUGCUGAGCACGUUCUCUGCGUUUGCCAGCUCGCCUGCCACCUAUUCGACGAUUUGCUCCACAGAGCACGAGGCUGUAAGUAUCACACCAAAGGAUUCCUCAGACGUGCUCAAGCUGUGGGGCUGCAGCGACGACGACAUAGCCGAGUUGUUCAAGCGACAGCCCUCUCUCCGGGACGCCCGCCUCGCUCGCCUCAAUGCCAAGCUCAACACCCUCAGCAGCCUGGGCAUCACGGGUUCCGACCUCGUCAAGGUCAUCAACUGCCGCCCCAGGUUCCUCGGGUGCCGCCUCAACAACCACUUCGAUGAGCGCAUCAGCUACUUCAUGUCCUUGUUUGGGUCCAAGGAGAUGCUCCGCAAGGCCAUCAUCAGGAACCCCUCCUUCCUCACCCACGACUUCCACGGCCGCAUCAAGCCCGCCAUCUCCCUCUACGAGCAGCUCGGCCUCACCAGGGAAGCCUUGAUCCCAAUGCUCCUGUCCCGCCCCACUAUGAUCUCCCGGACCUCAUUUGAGCCUGAGAAGGUGGAAUACAUCUGCAGGACGGGGGUCGCCCCUGCCUCCAAGAUGUACAAGUAUGUGGUCACUCUUAUUGGGAUCUCGAGGCUAGGGACCAUCAAGGAGAAAGUGGCCAACCUGGAGAGGUUUGGGCUCUUGGAGGACGAGGUGCUGGGGCUCAUCGGGCGCUCCCCGCUGCUGUUGACUCUCUCCGUCGAUAAGGUACAGAGGAACAUGACUUUCAUACUGGGAACAAUGAAAGCCCCUGCAAAGGCAGUGCUGGAGCAUCCGCACCUCCUCUUCUGUAACCUGGAGACGACAAUGAAGCCCCGCAUGGCGCUGGCGGGCAAGAUUCGGGACAUGGGGCUCCAACCUCAGAUCGAGGCUGGCAUGUUCACUGCUAUCAGGAUGACGGAGAAGAGAUUCUUGAAGGCAUACGUGAGAUGCCAUCCCAAGGAUGUUGCGGAUGAGCUGAUGGAGUCGUAUGACCAUGCCAAAGGGCUCAAGCGAUUGGCCGAAUCCUCCAAGAAGAUGCUGCGCAAAGGCUUUCCUUUCUGAAUUGAUAUUGGGGAAAUCAUCAUGGGACAAGGGAAAUCUCUCCUUCAUGUCACAGAUUAAAGCAUUUGAUGUCUGCUCGAUCAACCCCUGAUUCUGUUAGGAGCAGCGGUAUGAACAGGUCAAUAACAAGUAAGUUGCUGCCACAAGCGAUGUGUGGUGCAAGAAGCUUCAGAACUAGGGAAAGAAAAUUGUGUUAAGUUUUGUGCCAAAGACACUUGGAGCACUCUUUUGGAAGCUGAAGUCCAGCAUCUUAACCACCAAAAUCCAAAUAUUGGAGAGUGAGUUAAGAGAAGUUGCUGCUAUCGAGGUCUCUCUAUAUUUAGUAGUUGCAGAUCAUGGGAGUUUCAUGGCUGAGGUUCAUGCUUCAACUCGGAGGCUUUCCUGCCCGUGUGUAUCUUCAUGCUUGUGGAGACUGCUCUCGGACAAGAAAGAGCUAGUGCAGCUAGAAGCGUCAUUUCUGGUCUGGUGUUGGUCUCAAUGGCAUGUGGGAAUGAUGUCCCAAAGGUUGACGUGUUGGUUAUCAAAAUUCAAUUGUACCCAGAGCUUCGGCCGUGGCAAUAUGAGCUACCUAUUUCUCCAGUAGCCCUGAAGGAAAGAGUCGAUACUGACAAGGGAUCAUCACCGUUAAAUUGGGAGUCUUCUCCUAGUAUGAAGGGGUGAGUGUACGCGUUAUUUGGACUGGGAGGACCCACAGACACUCAUAUCUGCUUUGGAGAAGGUCAAAGUUUGGAUCUUCUCUUGCCCUAUCGAUAAAAGGUAUGUUGGUAAAAGUAGCAGGAAAGCAACAGAUACAGAUGAUCAAGAUCGAGGAAGCAUGUCAAUGGAUCUGUGGAAGAAAGCCUUCAAGGAUGCCUUUAAAAGGCUUUGUCCCGUGUGAGCUGCAGGGCAUGAGUGUGGUUGCUUAACUAUGCUGCCUAGAUGAGCUCAACGAGCUGAAUUCCUCCGAUGGCCUCUAUUCUGCUCGAUGGGUCGCGGUCUUCUCCUGUGGCGGCGAAGCCAGGGCGGAUACCGAAGGAGAGUGAAAACCACCAGAAUGCCCUGAGGAACCACCUGCUUGGGGAUGUGUGGUCGAACUGUGAGUAGCAGGGUGGAGAUAUCACGGUUGUACCUUUUCCUCGGGCUGUAAAUGUAAAACAUCAUGUUCCAAUUUGAUCCCAUGGUUUCUUCGCUGGGGAUUCUAUGUGACUUGGAUUGUGUUCCCCCUGUAUAUAGAUCUAUGAAUUCAGUCCACCGGACUUAGUAUGGCGUUGUAGCAUACGCACGGUGAAACUGCAUCUCAAUAAUGAUUUCGUCUUUGUUA